Messenger RNA from Actinia tenebrosa (Australian red waratah sea anemone), 762 nucleotides. Its product is annotated as adhesion G protein-coupled receptor E2-like. The record is from RefSeq and is a predicted model, not a curated record. Lineage: Eukaryota; Metazoa; Cnidaria; Anthozoa; Actiniaria; Actiniidae.
AUGAAGCUUCUUCUAAGCUUCUUGUUGGUGGCUUCAACGUCGUUUUACUUUCAAAGCAACGUGGCUUCACCAAUUCCACUUGGCGAGUUACCCAAAGUAUGUGAAGAUAUUGCUUACGCCAUGAAAGACCCCUCUUUACCAAUGUCAAAUCAAUGUGUUUGCAAGCAUGGCUUUGAAGGUCCCGCAAUAUUCAGCCCCGAUUCAUUAGACGCUAAGUGUGUCGAUAUUGACGAAUGUAAGAACAACGUGAUGGUCUGUGGGACUUUAUCUCUGUGUGUUAACACCAUUGGAUCCUAUGAAUGCCGUCCAUGUGGCCAGGGUUAUAUGAACGUGCAGGGUAUUUGUCAAGACAUUAAUGAAUGCUCUAAUUUUACCAUUUGUGGAGCUAACGCUAUUUGCAAGAAUAAUAUUGGAUCGUAUGAAUGCACCAAAUGUGAUGAGGGUUACAUGAAUGUGAACGGRAAAUGUGAAGAUGUAGACGAAUGCACAACUGGCAAAGCUAGAUGCCAUGAAAGUGCCACCUGCAUCAAUAAGAUUGGAUCUUUCUACUGCUUAUGUCCACCUGGGUUUACAGGCAGUGGAGAUGUGGUUAGCGGAUGCAAAGAUAUCGAUGAGUGCAGAAACAAUCCCUGUGAAGAAGGCAGCGCAUGCCUGAAUGAUGCUGGUUCCUUCCAGUGUUAUUGCUUGGAAGGCUACUCAUACGACACGGCAACACAAAGAUGCAAGGCUGCUGAUCUAAGCAUGGGUGACGAUAGUCCCUGA